Brugia malayi is the source of this 2256-nucleotide messenger RNA. RefSeq lists its product as uncharacterized. The transcript has 17 exons. The coding region runs from base 1 to 2256 and encodes 751 amino acids. The record is from RefSeq and is a predicted model, not a curated record. Gene Ontology annotation, molecular function: diacylglycerol-dependent serine/threonine kinase activity; zinc ion binding; ATP binding. Gene Ontology annotation, biological process: protein phosphorylation. NCBI's taxonomy places the organism in Eukaryota, Metazoa, Nematoda, Chromadorea, Rhabditida, Onchocercidae.
AUGUCAAUGAAAUCUGCUGUUCCGAUUAAUGUUGAUCAGUCAUCAACUAAUGAUGUGGAACCAAUUAACACUCCGGAAGCUGACGGUGAUACAAAUUGCGGUGAUUGUACUUAUACCUUGAAUACUGAAAAGUAUAGCCUCCAAACUCAUAAUUUUGACCAAGCAGUGCUUAAUGUUAAUAAAAUGGGACGAACUGAUUUUCAAAGUCAUUCCAUUGGAGCCGACCCAGUGCUGGAAUCAUCCAAAUUACUCAGGAAACUUUCCGAAGCUUUUGUGCAACGGAUUGAAGGUAAAGGCAUCGUUCGAAAAGGUGCAUUAAGGCAAAAGAAUGUUCAUGAAGUCAAAGCGCAUAAAUUUAUUGCACGAUUUUUCAAACAACCAACGUUUUGUUCACAUUGCAAGGAAUUUCUUUGGGGUCUUAAUAAGCAGGGCUUUCAGUGUCAGGUAUGCGCACUUGUAGUACAUAAAAGAUGUCAUCAGUUUGUCAAUUUUCAAUGUCCUGGUGCUGACAAAGGCGUUGAUACUGAUGAUCCACGACAACAACAUAAAUGGAAAGUGCACUCAUAUUCGUCGCCAACAUUUUGUGAUCAUUGUGGAUCUUUACUUUAUGGUAUCAUUCAUCAGGGUAAAAAAUGUGAGUGUUGUGAUGUCAACGUGCAUCAUAAAUGUGUUAAAUAUGUGCCUGAUAUGUGCGGAACAGAUUACAUCGAAAGACGCGGUAGGAUACAUCUUUCAAUUCGAGUGGACAAUGAUCUUCUGCAAGUUAAAGUGACUGAGGCACGUAAUUUAAUACCUAUGGAUCCAAAUGGCCUUUCCGAUCCUUACUGCAAGUUGAAAUUGAUACCAGAUGAUCAUUCUUCAAAAUCUAAGAAGAAAAGUAAAACAAUCAGAUCCACCUUGAAUCCUGUGUGGAAUGAAUGUUUUGAAUACAAAUUGGAAGCAGCAGAUGCUGGUAAAAGGCUAUCUGUCGAAGUUUGGGAUUGGGAUCGUACUUCUAGGAACGAUUUUAUGGGUUCUCUUUCAUUUGGCAUCAGUGAGUUGAUGAAGGAAUCUGUUGAGGGUUGGUACAAACUACUUAGCGCAGAGGAAGGGGAAUUCUAUAGCGUAAAAGUCAGUCCUGAAUCUGAAGCCGAAAUUGAGAAAAUCAGGAGUAAAAUUGAUGAAAUGGAGAUACGACAGAAAAAGCAAUCACCAAUACGACUUCAGUCUGAGCUGAAACAACAAAACACCAUCAAAUCUACUGAUUUUAACUUUCUAUCUGUGCUUGGAAAAGGUUCUUUUGGAAAGGUAUUACUUGGUGAGCAUAAGGAUAGCAAGGAGCUGUUCGCAGUGAAAAUACUGAAAAAGGAUGUUAUUGUUCAAGACGACGAUAUGGAAUGUGCGAUGACUGAAAAGCGGGUGUUGUCUCUUUGUGACAAGCCACCCUUUCUUGUUACUCUCUAUUCAUGCUUCCAAACUUCGGAUCGUUUAUAUUUUGUAAUGGAAUUCGUGAGUGGUGGUGAUCUUAUGUAUCAAAUACAACAAGUGGGAAAGUUCAAAGAACCAGUAGCUGCAUUUUAUGCUACUGAAAUAGCAAUUGGUUUGUUCUUUCUUCAUUCCAAAGGCAUUAUUUAUCGUGAUCUCAAACUGGACAAUGUUAUGUUGGAUACAAACGGGCAUAUUAAAAUCACGGAUUUUGGUAUGUGCAAAGAAAACAUCAUCGGUAAUGCAAAGACAAAAACGUUUUGCGGUACACCCGAUUACAUUGCUCCGGAAAUAAUAUUGUAUCAACCAUAUAAUAAGUCAGUUGACUGGUGGGCCUAUGGAGUAUUGCUGUUUGAAAUGCUUGCUGGCCAGCCGCCUUUCGAUGGUGAAGACGAAGAUGAAUUAUUCGCAGCAAUAACAGAUCACAGCAUAUCAUACCCGAAGUCAAUGUCCAAAGAAGCAGUUUCUAUUUGUAAGGCGUUGCUACAGAAAAGUCCUGAGAAACGCCUAGGUUGUGGUCAGUUGGCCGUUAGAGAAAUUAAAGAACAUCCAUUCUUUAAACGAAUUGACUGGUAUAAGAUUGAAAGGCGGCAAGUUCAACCACCUUUUAAACCAAAAUUGAAAAGCCCUGAAUCGACGGAGAAUUUCGAUUCGCAGUUCAGAAAGUUAUCAGUGAAAAUGAGUGCUUGUGAUGUUGACAUUUUGCGUAACCUUGAAGGCUAUGAAUUCCCUGAUUUUGAUUAUGUUAAUCCAUACUGGCCAAAUUGGAGUGUUCAUGAUGAAUCAGUGUAG